AUGUCGUCGUACUGCGGUGGUCGGUUCACUGUACCUCCUGGCUUCGAUUUUAAAAUUCUUCCACAGAAGUCAAAAAAUGUUGCUGUCGUUUCUUUUAUCGGUUCGUUGGACUCAUUCAAUGGAAAGUAUUCAACACAGUUAGUGGAUGAGUUCCUUCAGAAGAGUCCUUUUCUUCUUCCUUGUAUCAACAGCACUAUCAAAGGAUACUACGACUGUGAGCGUCAGCUAAUCUUCCUGCACUAUCGUGAUUCGGAAAAACUCUUAACCGAUCUCUUAAAUACAACUGAAGAUUUUGACAAAGUCAUUGAAAAAUGGGAUUCUGAAAGGCUGAAACAUUUGUACCUCCUGUUCACUGUUUCACACAUAAUUGUGGAUGAAAACACAUUAAUUGACUUUGAGAAGAAUCUCUCCUACCAAAUAUUUAAUGUAUUUUUUGAGAGCGGGCUGCUUGAAGGCAACUCGACGGAAACUAGAUUGUUUGACUUAAUGGGUUAUAAUUACGUGCGUGUCCUCCUCCCUGAUGGCAUUGAAACGCAGGGAGAGGCGUCGGAUUUUCAUGGUAUGCUAGACAAAACUGAUUUGGCCCAGACACUACUUGAGAAGCUGAUUCCAGCUAGCGGAAUUACUUCCCUCCAAACUGGAUUUGAUCUCAUUAAGGAUCGUCAGGUGCCACCUCCUACGGCUCUCUAUCCACCGCCAGGUGGACCUGAUGAUCGCAGCUUUUCAGCUUUCCUUCAAUGCCAUCUAACCGCCCUCUUUGACGAUCCUUUCCGUGGCGAUCUUACGGACAAUUACGCCCCCUACACAUUUGAACUACCUACUUGUAAAGGGUGGUUUACUACGUGUUACAAGCUAUACACGAGCCUGUUUGACGGAAGUGAGUCCAACCCGUCCCCUUCAUUGGAGGGCGGUACGGAUCCCUGCCUGGGCCGUCAGUGGAACCAACUCUUCCCUCCUGACGGGGAUGCUGAUGCUACAGCAGUCACCCUCUUCGCUACCCAAUCUCAACUCGAUCGCCGACUCUCCAGUACUCGUUCAAUCUCUAGUCAAUCUUCAUUGCAGGUAGUGUCAUCGUACAACGUUUUCCUUCGCCUGGCACGUGGGCCUUGUGUCCUUCCGACAUUGGAGCGACUGACUCGUCGUCUGGCCCGUCUCUACCUAGCCGGUCGCGUUGGCUGCCCAGCAGUACUCGUAUCGGGCGCGGCUUGUCGACAGGAGCUGCAUACACUGCCUGAACGAUUUCCAGGUAUCGCUAGAGCCCUCCGCUUGCUGGAAUCUCAGCCAAAAGAGGAUGCUCCCGAUAAUAAUGAUGGUGACGCCACCGCUAAUCGAUCUAUCGAGGAAUCGCUGGGCAUGCGCCUUGUCAAGCAACUGAACUUAGCGCUGGAUAGAGAUGCAAUGGCAUUUAAUGGGACAGGUGGAAUGAAAAGUCGGCACGUCUAUGAUAACGUUUUCUCUGAUUGCCUACAGGAUGUUCCUUUGGGUCUCAUGGGGCGGUGGCGCUAUGCAUGGAUCGAGGGUGCUGUCGAGGUAAUGGAGAAGGAGAAGAAGGACAUGCACACAACUGAUGCAAACGUGUCUGGUAAGGUUGCAAGCCUUCAUCACCUCUCCGUGAUGCCUCAUCGCUCAGACCGGCGUUAUAUCAGCUACUGCAACUGCGGUCGGCUUCAAGCUGUGCGUCCUGAUCCCUUUGACUAUCAGGAGGCCAAUUGGGAAUUUUACAAUUCCCUCCAACUGGUUUGCUGCAGCAAGGUUAACGGGAUCCCAUUGGCGCCGCUGCUGUUGAGCAGCAGUACAGCGCACAACUUUUGCUCCCACCUGGAGGAGAAAAAUGUGGAAGCACUUGAGCAUCCGACUUCGCCUUUAGAGACGACCUUUUCUGAAUUGCCUCAGCGAAACAGUCGUCGGGUCAUAUCAUCAGACGGUGAAGACGAUGCAACAACAACCGCUCACUUUACUUGUAAAUCCACUUUAACUUCGGCUGACGCAGAAGAGGAAGAUAUGUUGAAGGCUAGAGAUUCUGACAGUGACGAUUCCGUCUCCUCCAUCACCUCUCCACAAGCUUCUCCCAAUUACGCCAGUACGGAGAGUAUGUCGCAAAUUUCUUCUCACAAACUCCUCACUAAAACUCGCAGAACCAAGUUUAACUCCUCAAAUGUGUGGGAAGACUACAGUGAAGAAGAAAAGAGUGGCUUGGAAGAUGCUGCGGAUCCCAUCACCAACAGUCCCAACGGGUCUUUUGACGUGUCUAAUGUUGCCGUCAGGGCAAAGCAGCGUGUACCGGUCACCUUCUUCGCUGGUAUGCCUGUGCUGGGUCAGCCCAUUGGGAGCAUGCCUCUCUACCCCUCUUGGGCUAUCCACGCACUGGGAAAGUAUUUCAGCUACUCCCAUUCGUCUGGAAUGUCUCUUCCCGGAUUCCUACGCGGGAGUCACUUCCUUCUCCCCUGGGACGUUCAGAUUUCCCGCCCCGCGUCAGUAGUCGGCACUCCGUCAAAGACCCGAUUGGGACGUCCCCGUGAUUCGGACAGUGUUAAACUCUUCCUCGGUUUUGAAAUGGAGUGUCCAAUGGGUCAUCGUUUCUUUCUGGCGGGUCCGGAUCGUCCAAUGAUAGGAACAAUGCAGGGAGGCGACGUGCGACGGUCUGUUUCCAGCCUUCUCUCCAGCGAUCUGGCACUCUACCUGCCAUGCCGUUGUUCACCCACAGCUGGUGGCGCAAAGGCAGAGAACACGGCUGCAGCAGGUACAGAGGUGCUGGCUUCGGUUGAGGAUAUGGAUGGAAAGGAAGGGAAUAGCCGUGGAGACAAUGGCCUAUGCGAUGAUGGAACAAUUUGGGCUCAACUGAUGCGCGUAUACGUAGCCAUUCCCAGUGUCGCCAUUCGGGUUCGUUUUGCACCGAUGGUCCGACCCGGUCCCGUGGACUCCAACACUCCCAUCUUCCAUCUCGGUCCAACACUUGAUCGAGAGAUUGAUGCUGGCAAUUCCGACCUCAAGACCUCCACCUCGCAUAUUUCUCGAAUUUUGAGUGAUGGAAAGUUAAAAGCACACAUUAGUUCAGAGGGCGAUCCAGGCUACGUUUAUCUGGAAAAUGGAAAUAUCUGGGUCGCAAGAUUGCCGUUUGCAUACCAGGAAGGUGAUACAAUCUAUCGGCGGCCACAAGACCCAGAAAAAAUCAGCGAGUGUUGUCUCAUUCGAGGUAGUCUAACGGUGGAGGAACUGUAA
Messenger RNA from Hydatigera taeniaeformis, 3219 nucleotides. The record is from the annotation of a GenBank genome assembly. Lineage: Eukaryota; Metazoa; Platyhelminthes; Cestoda; Cyclophyllidea; Taeniidae.